Molecule: messenger RNA, 1062 nt
Organism: Phaeoacremonium minimum UCRPA7
Lineage: Eukaryota; Fungi; Ascomycota; Sordariomycetes; Togniniales; Togniniaceae
Product: putative soluble epoxide hydrolase protein
Exons: 2
Coding region: 1-1062 (353 amino acids)
Molecular function (GO): hydrolase activity
Source: RefSeq, a predicted model, not a curated record
AUGACCGCAAUCCUCAAGCACGUCGUCUUUUUCAUCAACUUGAUCCUCCUAUUCCUCACAGCAGCGCCUACCAAUGCAUUGAAGAACUUCGAUGAUUGGGAACAUCAAAGAGUAGCUCUGAAUGAUGUGAGUAUUCACUUCAGAUACGCCGGCAGCGGUCCUCCUUUGUUGCUUGUGCACGGCAACCCGCAGUUCAGCCUAACUUGGCGUAUCAUCGGUCCCAUCCUGGCGGAGAACUUUACGGUCAUUGCCCCAGAUAAUCGUGGUGCAGGCGACUCGUCACUACCACCAGAUGGCAACUACUCCGCCACAGCCUCUGCGGAAGACCUUAAGGGCAUCCUAGACUUCUUGAACAUCACGUCGACCUAUGUCUUCUCACAUGACAAAGGUGUAGGGAUGACUUAUGCACUAGCCGCCAAGUAUCCUUCCCUAGUCAAAAUGAUGGGCAUCUCAGAGUAUGGGCUACCUGGAUUUGGCUAUGAGCAGGUUGCCGCUCUCGCACCAUACUGGGACUUGUACGCCAACUGGCAGCUGUCAUUCUUCGCAAUUCCCGAUGCGGCCGAGUUCUUUAUCCGAGGACGUGAGCGCGAGAUGUUGCAGUGGUACUUCUUCCAUGGUAGUUACUCUGGGCCAACUGCCUUCUCUGAGGACGUAGUGAGCCGCUAUGCGACAUCCAUCUCAAAGCCGGGCUUUCUGCGCGCCAUGUUUGGCCCUUUCGAUAACCGGGCAAUAACCGCAGAUGCAGACUUUUUCAAGGGAACUCUUGGACGGAAUCCCCUCCAAAUGCCUGUACUUGCCCUUGGAGGCGAAGCAAGCUUUGGAGCUGCGAUCGGGCCAGUCUUCCAGAACGUGACUGAGAAUAUGGAAACGGACGUGGUCCCGAAAGCAGGGCAUUGGAUUGCCGACGAGAAUCCUACAUGGGUGGCAAGGCGCGUCUUCAAGUUCCUUGCACAAGACAAGUCCCCGCUUCCACAUGUCGACCUUUCCUACCUCAAGGACAAAGUGACAUUGACAGUUGGAUACUUUGGAACUCUGGGCAAUGCAGCUCUGGGUGGUGCUUAA